Molecule: messenger RNA, 2604 nt
Organism: Spirodela intermedia
Lineage: Eukaryota; Viridiplantae; Streptophyta; Magnoliopsida; Alismatales; Araceae
Source: the annotation of a GenBank genome assembly
AUGGUGGGGUUGUCGCCGAUUUUGCAACUCCCCGCGCCUCCGUUGGAUGGGAACCUAGGCCCGGUGCCUCUGUCUCAGGUCGUCGGCGACGGCGAUUCGGACCUGGUUGAGGGAAAGCUAAAGGAGCAGAGCGGCGGAGCGGAGCAGAAGCCGGGGUCAGUGACGACGCACACCCGGACCAUUGGGAUCAUCCACCCCCCGCCUGAUAUCCGUACGAUCAUCGACAAGACCUCCAGCUUCGUCAGUAAGAACGGCCCCGAGUUCGAGAGGCGGAUCCUCGCCCACAACGCGGGCAACGCCAAGUUCAACUUUCUCAUCCCUACCGACCCCUAUCACGCUUACUAUCAGCACCGCCUCUCCGAAUUCCGAUCGCAGCUCCAGAGUUCCGCCGGCCAACCGGAGGCGCCGGCGGAUGAUUCCUCGAAGCCCUCUGAGUCCGCCCCUGCGGCCGAUGCUUCUCUGGCGCCGAGCGAGUCUGCUGUUGCGGCCAAGGUUGACAUCGGCGCCCAGUUCAAGAUCCCUUUACGCAAAGUUCUCGAGCCACCGGAAGCCGAACAGUACACCGUAAGACUUCCCGAGGGAAUUACUGGGGAAGAGCUUGACAUCAUUAAGCUUACCGCCCAGUUUGUGGCAAGGAACGGCAAAUCCUUCCUUGCAGGUCUCACCAGCCGGGAGAUCAACAAUCCGCAGUUCCACUUCUUGAAGCCAACCCACAGUUUGUUCACCUUUUUCACCGCUCUUGCCGAUGCUUACUCUAAGGUAUUGAUGCCUCCCAAGGGACUGACUGAGAAACUGCGGGGAAGUGCGCGAGACAUGACGAUCGUUCUCGAGCGGUGCUUGCACCGCCUAGAGUGGGAGCGAUCGCAAGAGCAGGCUCGGCAGAAGGCCGAAGAUGAGAUCGAGCAGGAACGGGUACAGAUGGCGAUGAUUGACUGGCACGACUUUGUUGUGGUGGAGACAAUUGAAUUUGCCGACGAUGAGGAUAUGGAUCUGCCAGAGCCCCUGACAUUGGAGGAGGUGAUUAGGAAUAGCAAGGCGACAACAUUAGAGGAGCAACAAGUGUUGGAGAUGGCAGAGCCUGGGAAGGAGGUGGAGAUGGAGAUGGAUGAGGAGGAGAUCCAGCUUGUGCAGGAAGGCAUGAUGGCUGCACGGCUUGAUGAAAGCAAGGAUGAGGAGAAGCUCGAACCAAGGGCUGCUCCUGAACAUGAGCCUCCGAUGAGGAUUGUGAAAAACUGGAGGAAGCCAGAGGAGAGGCAUACGGCUGAAAGAGACCCAACUAAGUUUGUUGUCUCUCCCAUUACUGGUGAGCUGAUCCCCAUAAGUGAAAUGGCUGAGCAUAUGCGUAUAUCUCUCAUAGAUCCCAAGUACAAGGAACAGAAGGAGAGGAUGAUGGCUAAGAUUAGGGAGACGACACUUGCGCAGGAUGAUGAAAUUUCGAGGAAUAUAGUUGGGCUAGCAAGAACUCGACCAGAUAUUUUUGGAACUACAGAGGAGGAAGUGUCAAAUGCAGUGAAGGCGGAGAUUGAGAAAAAGAAAGAGGAGCAGCCAAAGCAAGUUAUAUGGGACGGUCACGCCGGAAGCAUUGGACGGACUGCUAACCAGGCUAUGACGCAAACACCUGGUGAGGAGCAAACUCAGACCAGCACCAGUGAUUCCAGGAUGCUUCCUGGUCCUGCUCCGCCACCAAAACCUGGCAUGCCUAUGGUUCGCCCAUUGCCUCCACCACCUGGACUAGCGCUGAAUAUUCCAUGGAAUGCUCCCAAUGCCCCAUAUUCUAUCCCAGGCAGUGGUGGGCUUCCUGUGCAUCCAAUGUCGAGGCCUCCUGUCAUGCCCGUACCCUCAUCAGUGAGGCCACCGCCGCCCAUGUCUAUGUCUUCACAACAGCAUCUUAUGCAGCCUAUGCAUCUGGCUCAUCAAGUCACCAUGAACCCUCCAAGCAUGCCAAUACCUCCGCCUCCGGGAUCCCAAUUUACACCUCUGGUUCCGCGGCCUUUUGUUCAGAUGACGCCACCACCCCCUCCUAUGCAGAUGGUUGCGCCACCUUUGCCACAGGGAAUGCCACCACCACCCCCUCCUGAGGAAGCUCCUCCACUUCCUGAUGAACCAGAACCCAAGAGGCAGAGAAUUGAUGAAGUGACACUCAUUCCUGAGGACAAGUUCCUUGCUCAACACCUGGUACUACUUGGCCUCUGCUACUUAUUUUCCAACUCAUUUUCGGCCUAUGUUAUACUUGAUAUUUUUCCAUGUUUUAUUAUUUUAGCUAACCCAAUAACUUCUUAGACUCUAACAUUGUGCCUGGCAUUUUACUUAUUUAUUAAUUCUUUUAAAUUGAAGGGUCCUGCCCGUGUGUCCAUAUCUGUUCCAAAUGUUGACGAGGGAAAUCUGAAGGGGCAAGUUUUGGAGAUCACAGUCCAGUCUUUGUCUGAGACUAUCGGCAGUCUCAAGGAGAAGAUCGCUGGAGAAGUCCAGCUUCCUGCAAACAAACAGAAACUUAGUGGCAGAGCGGGUUUCCUUAAAGACAAUCUCACUCUUGCCUACUACAAUGUUGGUCCGGGAGAAACCCUAACACUCGCUUUAAGGGAACGUGGAGGUCGAAAGAGAUGA